Messenger RNA from Lentinula edodes (shiitake mushroom), 917 nucleotides. RefSeq lists its product as uncharacterized. NCBI's taxonomy places the organism in Eukaryota, Fungi, Basidiomycota, Agaricomycetes, Agaricales, Omphalotaceae. The transcript is spliced from 3 exons. The record is from RefSeq and is a predicted model, not a curated record. The coding region runs from base 119 to 796 and encodes 225 amino acids.
ACGAGAACGACCAAGUAACGAACGCGAAAACUCAAGUUCAAGUUUACCAAAAUGGCCCCGUAGCGGACCGGGUCGAUCGCGUCUGAAACACGUGAACUCCUUACAAUUUCCCAAAGCCAUGCUGCGUUCAACACUGAGCAUUGUGAACAAUCACGCCGUUCGUUCUCUCGCACAGACACGCAGAGGUUUUGUAUCUGCUGUCCUUCUUUCUAAAUCCUGGGAUAAACUUCCUGCUUCCGACCUCAAAAAAGAAGCUCGAAGUCGUGGUCUAUCUCCAUCGGGGAAUAAAGCAUCUCUUAUAUCGAGAAUACAAGAACAUGAAAAGUCUCUUUCCUCGGUCGCAGUUGCGUCUGCAAGUAACGUAAACACACCUCCCGAAAUACCUUCAGUGGACGCUACUAAAGAGGGCGAAACACCUGGGAUCCCUUUGGCGUCUCAAUCUGCUGCGCCUACACCUUAUUAUCUUAACGUUGUUCUCCCCGAUGCUGCCUAUGAAGAGCCCGAACUCGCGGUUUCGAUCCCUUAUACUUUUGAUUUCUUAGCUUCGUCCACAACUGCAGUAGAGUCUCCGCCAGAACAAGAAUUGCCAAAGAUGGUCGUAAUUGGCGGUGAAGAAACGUAUGGUGGCGCGAGCCCGACCCACCAUCUCUUCGACGAAUUGAUGGUCUCCGAUCCUGAGGAGUUCACGCCGUCUACUGUAUCUCGCGGUAAAGGUGGUAUUCUGGAUGACUUGGCAGAGGAUAUGGGAUUGCCGCACUUUAGAGACAUGAAAAAGUCUGUCUUGAAAUUUUUCUAAAUUCAGUGUCAUGGGCAUGGUACUGUGCUCGUUGCUAGUAGUACUGUAGACUCGAAUUCUAGCUAUAUAAGACUUCAAGUUCGCCAUUUUGUAGAUGGUAGUAAUGCUAAUACCUCUUGUU